Manduca sexta (tobacco hornworm) is the source of this 5712-nucleotide messenger RNA. RefSeq lists its product as uncharacterized. Lineage: Eukaryota; Metazoa; Arthropoda; Insecta; Lepidoptera; Sphingidae. The transcript is spliced from 4 exons. The record is from RefSeq and is a predicted model, not a curated record. The coding region runs from base 192 to 668 and encodes 158 amino acids.
AUGAUGCUACUUCCGUUCAAAAAAUAAUCAACAAAACCAACGGACGUUUGUGCUUUCGAUCUUUUUUAUUUUUUUGUGAAAAACGGUGAAAAUGUGUAUCGAAGUGUGAACAGUUUAUUAGGUUUUGAUAAAAAGCUAUUUGAAACAUUUUGAGGCAUAGUAUAAGAUAGAUACGUGUUUUUUCAUUGAAAAUGAAGGAUCCUUUCGCGAAAGAUUGUAUCGAUUCUCCUACAAGGGAGAGUUUGAAGAAUGUUGAAGGCUGUUAUAAUAAAAAUUUGUUUAAGAACACAUCGUUCGCUAACUCACGUCGUGCCUUGCAGUCCGGCGCGGACAAAAUCUCUAGAACGUUUCGGAGCGUCAGAAAUACAUUCGGCAAUUUGUCGCAGCAUUUCAGACUUGGUGGUAGGCGUCGACACCGUUUAACAGAGACUGGGUCUCCGUGCAGGACUCCCACUACGCCAGUCAUGAAGAAGAAACAGAUAUUAGGCAGGACUCCCACCAAGUUAUACAGCCCGUUCGGGAUCGAGACUCCGCACAGCCGCGACUUCAGAAUGUCGCCGUAUAUGCCUGACACACCGGAUCAUGGAUUGUCGCCCAAACGUCGCAAAGGCGUCGCGCAUUCAUGGCACAUGUUAGCCAAGAAAAGACCGCGGGCCCUUUUCCAUUGAUAAUUUUUUUUUUAAAUAAUAGCAAUACGCACAAUCUGUAUCCCACCGCUUAAUGUAAGACUGGCUUCGUGAGUAUGUCAGCUUUAUUUAUACCAAAGUGAACAGGCCUGAACAUAAACGGUCAAGUAAUUUAUUUAGUAUUUAUUUUGACACAGUUUUGAGAUGGUAUAGGUAUUGUCAACCAAGUCAUGUCCAAUGGUACGUGUAUUUCCUAAGCAAUAAUUAGAAAAUUUUAAAUGGCAAAUGUACCUAACAGCCGUUUUCAAUAAUCUAUCCCGAUCUCAAUCUGCAAUCCGAUUCCGAGAAUAAACCAUUAAAAAUAGCUCAUUUGUAAGCACGUCAAAAACAACUUUGUCCUGAUUGGUCCAUUUUUGAGAUAGAUCGAGAAAAGCGAUUCGGAUCGUAUAUUGUUACACGGCUGUUAAUGCCACCUGUGGAACCAAGUCAUAUUGAAAAUAUUUUUUCUGCAACUAAACUUAAAUGAAAUAGUUUGAUUUGUUCAUUCUCAGAAUGAGAUUGAAAAUUAGGUUUGGGAUUGUUUAUUGGAAACGAUUAAAGCAUGGAUGUUUAAAAAUGAUGGAAAUGUCUUAAAGCGAGUAAGCGAAUGCAUUGCACUGAAGUAUUUUUUAUAUAAAAAAUAUUAAUGUAAGCAAUGUUCGCGUCGGCGGGUGUGCCGCGCUGGUCGCGGUUUCAUUCCGUCUUGAAUGUCAAAGGAAAAGAUUUAGAUUGCAAAAUUGAAUGUUGCCAGACGAUGAAAAAAAUGAUAUAAAAUCGUGUCCUGAUGCCACAAAUAUAAUAUCAAGCCCCUAAUUACAUAUCUGUCAAAGGGAAUAUUUCUUCUCAGGCUGGUUAAAGUCACCAAAAUAAAGCAAGGUAAUAUAGAAAAAAAAUAAUGAUGGGGAAUUUGUUUCCUUAUUAGAGUUAUCCGGAUCAUGAUCCUUGAGGCUGUUAGUUAUUACGACCUUCGCCUUUUUUUAUUAAAAUCGUAUUGUUAAUCGUUUCAGCCAAAACUGUGUCUAUAACAAUAAUUGCCAAUUGUUAUUGAUAUAAAUAAUGCUGAUUGCCUGUAUUGUGUUGUGUGAAAGGUCUUUGUAUUCAAUACAUCCCUUUUCUUGUAUUAUAUCAGACAAUAAAUAUUGCGGGAAUUUGAUCAAAAUUCGUGUUUUACACUUGUAAAAUGACAUUACCCUACGGAUGGUAAGGAUAAAGGCGCUUUCACACACGCAGUUGAAUGUUAGAUAUUCGAAUGGUGCUAUCUUGUAUCUUAUUAUUUGCUGCGAGGUAACGACAUUUUAAUGAUAAUCUAGACUUAAACAAUUGUACCGUCGUUCCUAUUUCACUAGGUUUUAUUAAUUGUAAUCGGUUGAAUGUAUGUGAAUUAUUCUGGUUUAUAUGUACUGUUUUUCGCGAGCGUCAUAACGACAAAUUCAUAUUGAAAUAUGGCUAGACGUGUAAUGACGUCCUAACCGCGUUUCCACAGUAGACAUAUCUGAAGUGCGUAGAAGUUUGUUUUUCUACGUCAGUACGUCGGUAAGUAACUACACGCUCGGUACGAUCAAUUUUACACGCGCGUACGUCAUGUUUCUAAUGAGUGCGCAUGAGUUUCACCAACAAACAGCGUGAAUACAUUUAACGAGUCUACUAAUCCAUGGACAAUGCCUGUCCACAGAUAUGCAUGCUCGAUUCGAAUGUGCGAAAGGUUCUAUUUCAACGAUAAGAAAAUUACACAUGUCUGGGCAUAUUUCAUAAGACGUCUAUAUACGUAUAUUACAAAUGGGAAACGCACGGUUCUACUACGUCUGAGUUCGUAUUAAUGCGAAUAAUAUUAUACUUUAUCAUAAACCACGCUAGAACAUACACCAAUAUUAAACUGAAGUCUACACGUUUUCUACAAAAUCUUUUAAUGAAUCAAAUUGCAUAUCCAGUAUUAUAAAUGCCAAAUUGUAUUGCUUCUAAUUCACGUCUUUUUAUAUGUAUUAGAUAAUUUUAUUAACAUAAGUAGGUUUUAUACUAUACUAUGUAAAGAUGAACAGUAUGUUGAUUGCAUUAAGGGUCAUUGAAAGCUGCCUAUUGAUUAGGCACAGAAACGGUUAAAUUGAUUUGAAAGUCAUCUUUGACAAUUGUGCCAUGGUAAAUGUUUAUCCUGGUAUGCAGUGGCUUGGCUGUGCUCCUAGCAUUGCCAACGUCCAUGGACGACGGUGACCACUUACCAUCAGGCUGGUCGUAUGCCUUCAGAGGCUAUAAAUAAAUUAUAUACAAAGUAUUUAUAUUAAAUACAAGAGAAAGAGUGGGAAGCAUGUUCUAUGACCUUGUCUUCCCAUCCCAAACAAUAAUAAGUGAAGGAUUUCUGAAAAUGUUAUCUUGGUUAAAUUUCGAAUAAGUUUAGUGAACGCUAUAAUGCAUCAUGAAUUUUUGUUCGUUUGACACUACUCUGCGAGGGAAACGUGUAUAGGCGUCUCUAUUUUUAUUAGUAACUAAAUCCAAACUUCAUGUCGCCUUUCAUUAACAGCUCUUACAAUCUAGAGGUUUGGUAUAAACAACUUUAUAAAUAUAUCAUCAGUUAUACAUCGUCGAAAACUAAACGGCAUCGAUGAACUAAUCUCCUUUAAAAGGCUGCGUUGCUGAGGACAUGAUUUCAAAUGAUGGGUUUUAGUAAAAGGUUUCUUAGACGGAUUCGCGUACCCGAGAGGGUUGGUAAAUUGGAGGGAGCACGAGAUCCAAUUUUUGUAAGGGUACAUUCGGUAUAUAAACUAAAUAAAUUUAUCAAAUUAAAAUAAAGCAAUACGGAGUAACGGAAAAAAACAUAUAAGUUUGAGUUGGACUGUUCAAGUUUCUCAAAAUAUCAGAAACGUCAGGAAUGCCAAGUAAAUACGUCUGGUGUGGAGUCAGUUAUCUGUCACAGGACCUAUCGCUUGCAUCGGCAGGCUGUGACAUACAAUGAAACCGGUUAAUACGAUAUUGAAGGGACCACUUAGUCCGAUCGCUAUGUCCGAUAGUAACUGAGAACAAGCUCUUAAGUGUUCGUUUAAAGGGUAGAUUAGGUUUGGGUAUUCUCCUAUCUUAAUUAAUAAUAGAUACUUGCGUCAUUGUGACUUAUUACAUUACAAUAAGGAUUAAAAUAAUUUGGCUUAGUGAUAAAAUACGACCAGUGGGCGCUAUCUAUAUAUAUAAAAAUGAAUCCCUAUUUCUCUUGGUCACGCCAUCAGGCGUGAACGGCUGGACCGAUUUCACUAUUUUUUUUGUUGUUGUGUUUGUUAUUGUCAGGAAAAGGUUCUUAUGAAAGAAAAAAAUCAAAAAAUUGCGCGGAAAAUUAGAAAAUUUUACAAAAAUAUUAAUUUUAUAUAAGUGUCAAUUGUUUGAAAUAACUGUCAGCGAUUGACAGAAUGCGCGCUGCAAAUUCAUAGUUAAGACGGGACAACGUCUGUCGGGUUAACUAGUAACCGAUAAAUUUCGAUGAUAUUCGCUUUAACAGUCUCGUUAUAUAGAUGAAAUACGGGGAUAUGUUAAAAUAGGUGUUUAUAUAGUUUCGGAUGGCACCUCGCCAUUUCUUCGUUAUAACCGGUACGCCGUUGUAACCGAUGAUAUUCGAUUUCAACUGUAUAUCGAUAUAUGCUGUACUGUUCAUCUUUACACCAGUUACUUACGCUUUGCUCUGGACAAUACAAUAUAGACUACCUACGGUAUUUUUGUGUGAAUGUAUUUGUAUUUAUUUGAUUUGUAUUUUUUUAAUAUUAAGGAGACAAUAUUGUGACCCUUAGAGGCUGUAAGUCAAAUCAUUUUCUCGAGAAUUGCAAAUGGCUCUAUUUACAGCCAAAUUUAAUAAUCCCAAUCACUAUCAGGUCGAUUCAAAUAUAAAUCAAUCGGAAUAACUCAUGAAAUGUACUAAUAAUGUCAAUCAAAGUUUAUUCUGAUUGGUCGAUUUUCGUAUUCUGGGAUUGAUUGUCCGUACCUGUAAUGGCAAAAGUCUGUUUAAAUAAUAAGCAUGAUGUCUACAAUGAGUUUUAAAAGACAUGUCUUUGAAUAUAAAAAACAUGUAUGUACGGCGCUUUCAAAGGCGUGAGCAAUUAUGGCGGAGCAAGGCACAGAUAAGAUUUUACUUUUAAACUAUUAUCGACAUUGUUUUCAUUGAAAUAAUAUUCAAAAUAAAUUAAUACAUCAAUGUAAUGCAAUUUAUUUUUGUGUUAUUGGGUUUUGAAUAUUAUUACAAUGAAAUAGUGUCGAUAACAGUUUGAUAGUACAAAAUUCUCUGCGCUGCACUCCGUCAUAUAUGCGCCGACCCUUACAGAAUACUUAAACUUUUUAUAUUCUUUUUUUUUUUAUUUUCUGAUUAACGAAACGCUUAACAUAGAUAAGCUAUAGAGCCUAUAAGGGAUUUGUAAUUCAAAGAUCUAUGGACAUUUAUGUACAAUUAAUUUUAAAUUAUUACUUAUAAUUUAGUUUAUAUUUUGCCUUCAUUAUUUUCUAUAUUUGGAUGUUCGGAUUUUAAUGUCUGUAUUUCUUUUUAAUCUUAAAAUGUUCUUUUCACUAUUUUCCUCACGAACUUGCACGUUACAGUAUUAUAAAAUAUAUUUGGAUUCAUUUGUACGCAUUCCAAAACCAAUGGACCGAUACUUGAAAUUAAAAGUAAUUUUACGUAUUAUCGUUGGUUGCCUUGGUCGGCUACAACCAGUGUAACCACACGUUUUUAUGUGCACACGUAUAUGGUUGCAAUUUGAAUGACGCGAUUGUCAAAAAUGGCGGAAGCACCACUAAGAAUGAAUGUUUAGGAUGGCGUUCCAUCUAUGUAUGGACAGUCGGAGCCAUAGAUCAAGCUAAUUGCUUGAUUAAUUUUUAUUAUGAAUGCAAAAUUGAAGACAUAAUUUCAAUAAAAAACGACCAAAAAUGUAUUUUAUAAUUAUUUUUUUUUUUCUAUUAAAAUAAACAAUUGGUCUUGGAACACUGCGUAAUAUAAUUAUUUAAUUUACUUUGUGCUCAAAAAGUACUUACUUAUUGUAUUAUGUACCUGCAUUAUAAGGCUAUGUGCUAUUAUAAUAACUUUUUUCUA